Daldinia vernicosa is the source of this 1583-nucleotide messenger RNA. RefSeq lists its product as uncharacterized. NCBI's taxonomy places the organism in Eukaryota, Fungi, Ascomycota, Sordariomycetes, Xylariales, Hypoxylaceae. The coding region runs from base 115 to 1545 and encodes 476 amino acids. The transcript has a single exon. The record is from RefSeq and is a predicted model, not a curated record.
UAUUAGUUCCUUCCCCCUAACUGUAGAAUGUACCAAGAGUGACGGUCGUCAAAGCAGCGAAUUCAUCUUAAGCCUUUCCUGAACAUCUCAGUACGUAGAUUAGCCAUCGCAAUCAUGGCUGAAAUGUCUUACACAGAGAUGCGUACCCUCGUGGGAACUCGACUCCAGUGGCUGGCAGAUAUCGGCGAAAACAACCGAGGAAUUAACGGUGGAAUGGUCCUAGAAUGGAUUGAUACGGUACUUGAAAAGAUGAGUAUGCUAGAGGAUUACCUUCAAAAAAAGAAGGAAAGCCUCAAAGCCAAACGGGCAGAGGAGAAGAAGAUCGUACAAGAUAGUAAGUUACAGCUAGAACGAAAUAGAACGGAUUUGGUAGAAAUGUGGGAUACAGUUCAGCAUCAAGCUCAGGAAAUAAACGGCAGAGCACUCAAGCAGGGAGACCUAACACGCAGGACUACCCGCAAGAUUGCUCGCUUAGAGUGCGAGGUAAUAAGACAGAGCGAAGAAGCCGAACGACUCAGCAGGCUGCUGCAAAUUUCGGAAAGCACUGCUGCGGCUCGCCAAGAUGCUCUCUCCAAAACCGUCGCACGCCUCAGGGGCCUACGUAGCCAGACUCGCAAAGCUUUCGUAACCGCAACUAGAAAUUUAGAGGUGGCCAAUAAGAAGGUAAACGAAGCAGACACGCAACUACGCGGUCAGCUACAGCUACAGAAGGAAUCCCACGAGAGCAUCGUAAGAUCUCUAGAGUCUACGAGUAUGGACGAAGUUAAGAGGCUACGAGAGUUACUGGAACGGGAACAAGAGGCCAGCAAAAGAAGCCAGCACAAGGCCGAGCAAGAACAUGCGGAGAUUGAAAGAUUGCGUGGGUUACUCGAAGACGAAAAGAAAGCUAACGCGAGCACUUCUCGGACGCUACAGGUAGAAAGGGAAGUGGCAAAAAAAGCGGCUACGAAGGCUGGAGAGGUAUACGCGUCGCUGAUAGGGGAACGAAACCCCAAAAGGCUGAAGGAGGCGGAGUCGAGGACCGGCGAAACUAACGCGGAGGUCCAAAUACUAAAGAGUAUGAUCGUAGAAGACCGCACUAAGCGACAAAUUAGGGAGGUCGACGCGAAUCCCGGUCGCUGGAUGGGCCUCCCGCUGCUACUGAAUCACCAAACGAACGCUCCAGGCGGGCCACCAGAUGGUAACGGGGUUAUAUCCUGGCCGAACGUACCAGGUCCUCUGGCGGAACGCCUAAGGCGCUUUCGGCCCAAGGUAUCUGCUCCUAGCACGAUGAGCGCAGAAGAUAUUACGAACAUCUUCAUAAAGGUAUGCGAGCAAGAGGUUGUUGCCGUUCGUCUGAGCCAGAUGUUGUCGGGGGUCCAAGUGGCGGGUUGGUAUUGCUUCGACCACGUGUGCCAGUACGGCAUACACGACGAUAGGAGCAAGGCCUCUGGGGGGUCUUGCACACAUCAUCAAAGCUGUCUACUAAUCCGGAGGCCACUAGUACAAGGAGAUUAUAACAUCCUCUGUCGCGGCGUCAGGCAGUCGGCGGCACGGCCAACGUAGAAAACUACUGUUACCUACCUAUGUACGUUAUUAAACAG